Molecule: messenger RNA, 1113 nt
Organism: Cokeromyces recurvatus
Lineage: Eukaryota; Fungi; Mucoromycota; Mucoromycetes; Mucorales; Mucoraceae
Exons: 5
Coding region: 1-1113 (370 amino acids)
Molecular function (GO): protein binding
Source: RefSeq, a predicted model, not a curated record
AUGGGUGGCAUUUUUGAACCGUUUCUAAAUAACACAAUCGAUAAGAAAUUAGCGACGGAAAAGACAGAAAUAUCACCAAAAGAACUGUUAACUAAAUUGACAGUAAAAGAUCUAUUGCCAGAUGAUGAUUUAUUACAAUUAACAUUAAAACAUAAGCAAACGACAUUACCUAUUAAAACACAAAAAGAAGUAGUGAAUGUCUUACUAGAUAAUAUAAGAAAUAAUAAGAAUGAAUCAGAAAGGCUUUUAACAUUGGUAAAUAAUAAAGUAGAUGAAUUGACAGCAUUUGGUAACAUUUUAUUAAGAAGCUCGAAGCAUGGUGCUCCACUUGCACUUCAGCUUUAUAAAUUUGCUAUGGAAAAGGGGGACGAUCGAGGAGCAUUUAGUUAUGCAAACAUGAUUUAUCGAGGCUAUCAGGGCACUCCUAAAAAUGAAGAAGAGGGUAUCAAGAUCAUGUCAGAAUUAGCAAAGAGAGGACAUCCUUAUGCACAAAUGAACUUGGCUGCCAUCUUGAUACGUACUCAGCCUAAUCUUAUCAAUUCUGCCAUUCAACUAUAUGAAUUAGCAGGGAAAUCAGGUCUCGAUAAAGCGUAUACUGAGCUUGGUCGUAUGUAUCGUUUAGGAUAUGGUGUACAUCAGGAUCAUAAAAAGGCUAUCGACUAUUUUAAAAAGGGAGCACAAGCAGGUAACCCUCAAUGUAAUUUCAUGUUAGGAGUGUAUUAUUCUUCUGGCUUAGCUGAUGAAGAUAACCGACAGCCUGAUCAAGCAAAAGCAUUCAAGUAUUUUCAAAAAGCGGCUGUUAAGGGAAUGGCAGAAGCUCAAUAUAACGUAGGAUUACGUUUCUUGAAAGGACAUGGUGUAGAAGUUAAUUAUUUUAAUGCUGCUGAAUUCUUUCGUAUGGCAGCUAUGCAAGGAUUUCAAUUAGCUCAAAUUAAUUUAGCUGGUAUGUAUACAGAAGGUCGAGGUGUAAAAGUAGAUUUAAACGAAGCUCGUCAUUGGCUAGAGAAAUCCGCUACUGCUGGUGGUUCUAUUGGCAAAGAUGCUCAAAAAAGGUUAAAUGAUUUAGAUGAAAUUCAGGGAAAAAAGAAAGAUACAAAAUGUAAUAUCAUGUAA